This is a messenger RNA of Geodia barretti, 570 nucleotides long. The record is from the annotation of a GenBank genome assembly. NCBI's taxonomy places the organism in Eukaryota, Metazoa, Porifera, Demospongiae, Tetractinellida, Geodiidae.
AUGGUAUUGAGCGACCACUCUAUUCGUCACCAAAUCGCCAAGGGGCGAAUUGUCGUCGAUCCCAUUGAUCUGGACGACGUGCAGCCGGCCAGCAUCGACCUGCACCUGGAUUGCCGAUUCCUGGUUUUUUCUAACUCACGGCAGCCUUACAUCGACGUGCGUCACGCGCUGGAUGAUCUCACCGAGCCGGUGGAGAUAGACGCCGAAACCCCCUUCAUGCUGCAUCCCGGGGAAUUCGUACUGGGCAGUACCCUGGAGCAUAUUGAACUACCGGACGACCUGGUCGCUCGCCUGGAAGGAAAAAGCAGCCUGGGUCGCAUUGGGUUGUUGAUACACAGCACCGCUGGGUUUGUGGAUCCGGGAUGGAGGGGACGGCUGACGCUGGAGUUGAGCAACGUGGCCCGGCUUCCGAUCGCACUUUAUUACGGCAUGAAGAUCGGCCAGAUUUCGUUUCUGCAGCUCAGCACGCCGGCGGAUCGUUUGUAUGGUUCGCCAGAGCUGGGGAGCAAGUACCAGGGCCAGACCGGUCCCACGGCCAGCCGAUAUCAUCGAGACUUCAGCGAUAGUUGA